UGGCGGGGAGCGGGGCCGGGCCGGCUUCUCUGGCCCUCGCCCGGGCGGGAUGGGGAAACGGGAAGACGGGCGGUGGAACACGUGGGGCCUUCCCCCCGCCCCGGCAGAGCUGCAAACCUGCCGGUUUUCCUACGAGGGGGCUUCAGCUCUUGCUGCUAAUUUACCCUGUUGAGAUAACGUGAUUUUAUUGUUAUAUGAUACUUAAAAAGGGGGGGGGGGAACUUCGCCAAAUCGUCCAGGUUUUUGGUUCUUCAGCAUUUAAUCAUACACAGUUGCACCUUCAUAGCUGCACUAGAGUUGAAUUUUCAACUGCCAGGAGCCACGUUUUGGAGUAGCAUAGCAGAUGACUUUUCACCUGCAGUUUACAUCAUGUAUAUUUCACGUAUACAGUGUAGAUGAUCAUCAGUUUGGGGUGUUCAGAAAUUUCAAGUAAGCUCUGAAGAAAUGAAAGUUAGGAUGUCGUGUGUUGGACUGCGAAAUCUUCUCCAAGGGCUGAGCUCCAGUGUCAAAUACUACUCUAAGCGUAACAGUCAUCAAGCAAUAUGUCUCUAUAGUAAAAUAAAACCCCAAAAAAGCCGCAUCCUGGACUCUUCAGGAAGUACAUGCACACACAGGACUUUGCCACCUGGAAGCAUCCUGCCGUGGAGAUUCUUUUCCUGCAAGCAGGAAGGAACAGAAAUCCCUUCCAAAAGGAAGCAAAACACAGCCACAAUAACAUCAGAUCUUUUGUACAAGAAUCUUCUGAAAUCAGAGCAGGAAAACUGGAAUGACAUUUCAGCAAGAUACAAAGCUAUGACAAAAAAAAUCAGGGAAAAAUUAGAAGACUUGCACAACAAGUAUACGUUGAACUUGGUGAGCCCAAGGAUGAGAUUCAGAGAGAAUGUGUACUUUGAAGAGAAUGGCUGCAUAUUUCUUUCAAAAGCAGAUGAUGUAGAUGAAGGAAAUGUUGACGUUUUAUUCAGUACCAAAGAUCUUGGCUUUUCUGAUGCCUUUAUUCAACGGAUCAGAAUUUCCCCAGAAGAGAAAUACAUGGCCAUCAGCUUAAAAAGUGACAAUUCUGAAGAGGCAACAUGCGUUAUUAUGAAACUUGGCCGUUUUCCUGUUGUGGAAAAAGUAAUUCCAAGUGUGUUUAGUUUUGAAUGGGCUACAAAUGAUGUUCUGUAUUACACAAGUCAGAAGAACCUUAAGUGCCAGAAUGUGUUUAUGACCAGUUUCACUAACCAGAAACAUACUAAGUUAGUUUAUACAGAACAAGAUGCAAGAUUCUUUGUGGACUUACAUUGCACAAAAGAUAGACGUUUUCUCACUAUCAAUAGCAACAGCAAGACAACCUCAGAAGUUUGGCUGGUUGACUGUAGACAUCCUUCUAAGUUACCUGUUCUUGUACAAGCACGAACAAAAGGGGUCAUUUACCACAUUGAGCACAGAAAGGAUGAGUUAUAUAUUCUUACUACGUAUGGAGAACCUGCAGAAUAUAAGCUAAUGAAGGCCCCAGUAGCUUCCAGUGGCAUGGAGAACUGGCAGUUAGUUUAUGCACUGGAAAAGAAAACCAAGCUAGUAGACUUGGAGAUGUUUAGUGAUCACUGCAUUAUGUUCCUGAAGAUUGCUGGUCAUCUUUACUUAAAUGUGCUUUCUUUUGUUUCUCGUUCAGUUCAGUCAAUAAAGCUACCUACAUGGGCCUGUGAAUUUGAAUUGGAAUCUCAUCCUGAACAUACCACCAGCACUUGCUAUUUUCAGCUCACCUCUCCAGUACACCCCCCUAAGCGUUUUGCAUAUUCAUUUAAAGAAAAUAAUCUCAUUGAACAAGCUGUGCAAGAGGUACCAAUUAUUACGAAUUGUCACACUACACGUUUACUAGCUAAAAGCAAGGAUGAAACUUUGGUGCCAAUUACAGUUUUUCAUAAUGCGAAUUCUAAAGAGCUACACAGGAAACCACUUCUAGUUCAUGUAUAUGGAGCUUAUGGCAUAGAUUUGAACAUGAGCUUUAAAGAAGAGAAGCUGAUGUUAAUUGAAGAGGGUUGGAUAUUAGCAUAUUGCCAUGUUAGGGGUGGAGGAGAGCUAGGCCUGAGCUGGCACAAAGAUGGAUGUCAGCAUAAUAAACUCAAAGGUCUCCAUGACCUUAAGGCUUGCAUCAUGCUGCUGCACGAACUAGGAUUUUCUCAGCCAAAAUACACAGCACUAGCAGCUGCCAGCGCGGGAGGAGUUCUUGCAGGAGCCCUGUGCAACACUGAUCCAGAACUGAUCAGAGCCAUGGUUUUACAGGCUCCUUUCGUAGAUGUUCUAAAUACAAUGAUGAAAACCCAUCUCCCACUGACAAUUGAAGAACAGGAAGAAUGGGGAAAUCCAUUAGCAGAUGAAAAAUGCAUGAAGUAUAUCAAAAGCUAUUGUCCAUACCAGAAUAUUAAGACACAGUGUUACCCUUCAGUUUUUAUCACGGCGUAUGAAAAGGAUCAACGGAUACCACUAAUAGGAGUUUUACAGUAUGUUCAGAAACUUAGAAAGGCUGCACUAGAUCAUGCCAGCAGGACAAGUGAGAACGUGAUUGCUAGCUUCAUUGUUCCAGGAAAUCAGAUCCCUAAUAUCAUCUUAGACAUCCGGGCAAAUGGCAGUCAUUGUGAUUCAUCGUGGGAGGAUUCACUGAAGGAGGUUCGUUCCCUUACUGCACCCAUCCGAAACAGGUUGGAGGGAGGUGUCCCCUCGAUCGAUGCUGCAACCUCAGGAGUUCAUGCAGUCCUUGAAUGUAUGUUUGAAGUAUCAAAAAAAAAUCCUGCUGGAAUUAAGAUUGUUCUUGCUAUAUAUAUAUAUUGCAAGAACAACUGCUGGUUUUAUACGUGUAUAUAUAUAUACACACACACACAUAAUUAUAUAUAUUCAUCAAUAUAUAUUUUAUGGAUAUAAAAGAGCCAGUGAUAGAGCCGGAUUAUUGAACCUCAUUGUGCCUUAAGCCUCAAAAUAGUGUUGAACUCCCACUAUAAUGUGCUGAGAGCUUUGAAUGAAAGGUUUUAAGUUGUGCAAAACAUGGUUCCAGCAGGAAAAGUCUUGCACUGUAGAGUAUUAAGUGCUUAAAAUUGUCAUGCUGGCUAUUUACAUCCAUCUUUGUCAUGAGUAAAAUACAUAUGAUGGGUUUGACCUUUACCUUCUGAAAUGCCCGAUCUGUACUAUCAAAGAAUGCUACUACAAUUAAGUUUCAAGACUUUACACUUUCUACAAGCGUGCAUGUUGAAAGCAACAUAGCAGCAAGAGCUGACAUUGUUACUGAUGUCUCAGACUAUCAUGGUUGAAUGCAAAUUGUAUUACUGUUAAUUUUAACAAAUCCUACCAAAUGUUACUCGGUUGUUAUGUCCGUUAUUCCCAAAACUAAUUCUUUAAGGAAAAGCCUCAUUCUGUCUUUGGGGAAGGUAUUGCUUAGCAUUAGUAUGGGAAAGGAAGAUGAUUAAAAUAGCUGUACAAGAACCUGAAGGAAUAGUGCAAAGAAUUUCUCUAUUUUGUAAU
Tyto alba (common barn owl) is the source of this 3492-nucleotide messenger RNA. It is a transcript of the gene PREPL, whose product is annotated as prolyl endopeptidase like. Bases 445 to 2898 code for a protein of 817 amino acids. Gene Ontology annotation, cellular component: cytoskeleton; Golgi apparatus. Gene Ontology annotation, molecular function: serine-type endopeptidase activity. The transcript has 14 exons. Gene Ontology annotation, biological process: proteolysis. NCBI's taxonomy places the organism in Eukaryota, Metazoa, Chordata, Aves, Strigiformes, Tytonidae. The record is from RefSeq and is a predicted model, not a curated record.